AUGUUCACCAUGGGACAUGGUGUCGCUGCCGCCCUGGGGCGACGGGCGUCAUGGCUGGUGCAAGCGAAGGUUGGAGCCGCCAUGCCUGCUCUCUACCGCGCUGGUCCUCGUCUCCGAGACAUGCGGAUCAUCGAAGUAAGGCAGGUUUACAAGGGUGCACGUUCCAUGUUCACAGGGAGACCGCAAGGCGAUGGUUACAAGCACUUCAAGAGGGGCGAGGAUGCAGGAAGCAGCAACACAAGCAACUUCCGGGCAUCGGCAUGGAUCGCACUUGUUCCUGCAUCCUUCGUUGUCUACUACGUUGUGCACCUUGAUCAGGCUCCUUACACCGGCAGGUGGAGGAUGAUAGACAUGUCCAGAGACAGAGAGAUCGCCUUUGGCAGGAGUCAAUUUCAUCGUCUCCUCAUGCACGGAUCGGUGCUGCCUCCCAAUGACCCUGCCGCGCAGCUGGUGACAAGAGUGGGGACGAGAGUAGCGCAGGCGACGGACCCCAACCUGCCAUGGGAGUUCAAGGUGAUCCGAAGCCCUCAGGUCAACGCUGCUUGCCUUCCAGGAGGGAAGGUGGUUGUCUUCGAAGGUCUUCUCCAAACCUUCAACUAUGAUGAGCACGCGCUUGCUGCUGUCUUAGCGCAUGAAGCUGGACACGUCCUGGCGAGGCACGCAGCAGAAAAGCUGGCGUUUGCAAACAUGUCAGUAGUGCAGGGCCUCAUGUGGCUCGAUUUCUUCUCAAGCAUGCUGUUCAAUGCGCGCUUCAUCACAAACUGGGCAGACUCCCGAGCGCAUCUUGCUGUGUGCGUGAGCUGGUGGUGCAGGAAGUUGGAGCGGGAAGCCGACUACCUGGGGCUGCAGAUCCUGGCCAAGACCUGCUUCUACGACCCGUCGGUUGCUCCUCGAGUCUUCGAGCAGUUUGGGAGGAUGGCGAACGCCCGUGGCCUAAAGGAGGUUGGCUGCGAUGUCUACUUUGUUGGAUGCGAUGUCUACUUUGUUGGAUGCGAUGUCUACUUUGUCGGCAAGUGGCUCAUACGAUGGGAUGUGCAGAUAUGA
Molecule: messenger RNA, 1044 nt
Organism: Guillardia theta CCMP2712
Lineage: Eukaryota; Cryptophyceae; Pyrenomonadales; Geminigeraceae
Exons: 6
Coding region: 1-1044 (347 amino acids)
Cellular component (GO): membrane
Molecular function (GO): metalloendopeptidase activity
Source: RefSeq, a predicted model, not a curated record